Penicillium taxi is the source of this 525-nucleotide messenger RNA. Its product is annotated as glutathione S-transferase family protein. The record is from RefSeq and is a predicted model, not a curated record. Bases 1 to 525 code for a protein of 174 amino acids. The transcript is spliced from 2 exons. NCBI's taxonomy places the organism in Eukaryota, Fungi, Ascomycota, Eurotiomycetes, Eurotiales, Aspergillaceae.
AUGAAAACACACUCAGGGGCACACCAUGUUCAUAUUGCGCUGGCGGAUCUGGGUCUACCAUUCGAUGAGGUCACUGACUACAGCAAACCGAGGAAGCCUGAGUAUCUCAAGAUCAAUCCUAAUAGAAAAGUUCCCACAUUGACAUAUGGUGACCAUGUCAUUUUCGAGUCGGCUAUUAUCGCGCAGUUUCUGGCCGACUCAGUCGCAUCGAUGCAUUUGACUCCGCGCACUGAGGAAGCCCAAGGACCCUUCAUGCGCGAGAGGAUCUCCUUCUUCAUCAAAACAUACUUUUCAAAAGCCAACGUAUACUACUGCCGGACAAUCGAAGCCAAAACUGAUGACGAUACCGAGGAGCUCGGAACACGCUAUUUUGAUGACGUCGUCAAAAAGCUCUACGGGAGUAUUCCAACGACCCAUCUCAUCAGCACGCCAUCUUCACCCGAAUUUGAGGAGGGAUUAGUAGGUCAACAGUCGUCCGUCAAAGCCGAAAAACUGAAGUCCGAGGAAGAGAGCAACAAAACAUGA